This is a messenger RNA of Dentiscutata erythropus, 170 nucleotides long. NCBI's taxonomy places the organism in Eukaryota, Fungi, Glomeromycota, Glomeromycetes, Diversisporales, Gigasporaceae. The record is from the annotation of a GenBank genome assembly.
AUAAUGAUAAUCAUGCACUUUCUCAUAAAAGAAAAGUAUUAGAUAUUAAUGAUAGUAACCAUGCACUUUCUCAUAAAAGAACAAUAUUAGAUAUUAAUGAUAAUAAUAACCAUGCACUUCUUCAUAAAAGAAAACUUUUAAAUAUUAAUGGUUGGUUAAGUUUUAUUUAA